CUCUCUCUCUCUCUCUCUCUCUCUCUCUCUCCUCCUCCCUUCUUCCUCCAGCUCCCCUCUGCUAUACUCCGGGAUCUCUCUCUCCUGUUCUCCUGUGCUUGGUUGGCCCAUCUCCUGUCCUCUGGGUUCUUCUGUGGAUCUCUGUGGUUCUCCUACCCAGCGGUCAGACAUGCCCAGCGGACCCAUCGCUUGCCACAGCACCGAGAGGACUCACACAGGUGGAACUAAGAUCUUCUGCCAGAAAAGACUAUAACAAGUCUCAGUUCUCUUCAUCACUCUCUUUCCAUACUCCUAUUUUGUAUCUUUCUGUCUUUCCAUAUUCCUCUCCUCUAUGGUCUUGUCAUUUCCAAUUUUUCACAUAUAGAUCACCAUGUCAUCUUUUCCUCAGGAAGGAGUCUGAAUUUCACCACCUCCUCUCUCUCUCUCACACACACACACACACACACACACACACACACACACACACACACACCCACACACACACCCACACACACGUGCGCGGCUCGUCUCCGUCUGAUGCCCAGAGGACGUCUCUCUGCCCUCAUGUCCUCUGCCGUGACCCCGUCCUCCAAAACCCCGUCCACCGCCACUGGAAGCUCCGGUCCGAUGGGUCCUAAAGAGCUGGAGCUGAUCCUGGUGAAAGAGCAGAAUGGGGUUCAGUUCACCGCCUCGACGCUGGUCAGCCCGCCACACACGGUCAAACACACCCAGACCCACCCGUCGGGCGGGGAGCGCGAGACCUGGGGCAAGAAGAUCGAUUUCCUGUUGUCUGUCAUCGGGUUUGCCGUGGACCUGGCCAAUGUGUGGAGGUUCCCCUACCUCUGCUACAAGAAUGGAGGAGGGGCGUUUCUGGUCCCCUACCUGUUCUUCAUGGUGAUUGCUGGGAUGCCUCUCUUCUACAUGGAGUUGGCCCUGGGACAGUACAACCGAGAGGGGGCCGCAGGGGUCUGGAAGAUCUGUCCCAUAUUUAAAGGUGUGGGCUUCACAGUUAUCCUAAUCUCCCUCUAUGUGGGCUUCUACUACAAUGUGAUCAUCUCCUGGGCACUCUUCUACCUGUUCUCGUCGUUCACGGGCGACCUGCCCUGGGUCAACUGCAACAACCCCUGGAAUAGCCCCAAUUGCUCUGACCUGUGGGCCAACAACUCGCUUAAUGACAGCCAGAAGACCACACCAGCGGCAGAGUACUUUGAGCGAGGGGUAUUGCACCUGCAGGAAAGUGGUGGUAUCCAUGACCUGGGUCGCCCCCGAUGGCAGCUCACCUCUUGUCUGGCCGUGGUGAUCGUCAUCCUAUACUUCAGCCUCUGGAAGGGGGUCAAAACCUCAGGGAAGGUGGUGUGGAUCACUGCCACUAUGCCCUAUGUGGUCUUGACUGUGCUGCUGCUGAGAGGUGUCACCCUCCCUGGAGCCAUGGACGGCAUUAAAGCCUACCUUAGCGUGGACUUCAUGAGACUUCUCGAGGCUCAGGUCUGGAUCGAGGCAGCUACUCAGAUCUGCUUCUCUUUGGGGGUCGGGUUUGGUGUGCUAAUCGCCUUUUCCAGCUACAACAAAUUCAGCAACAACUGCUACAGAGAUGCGAUCAUCACCAGCUCUAUAAAUUCCCUGACUAGUUUCUUCUCUGGUUUCGUCAUCUUCUCUUUCCUGGGCUACAUGUCACACAAACACAACAUAGCACUUGACAAAGUGGCCACUGAUGGUCCAGGUUUAGUCUUCAUCAUUUACCCAGAGGCCAUUGCUACACUGUGGGGGUCUCCAGUAUGGGCUGUGAUCUUCUUCAUAAUGCUGGUCACUCUUGGCAUUGACAGCGCUAUGGGCGGUAUGGAGUCGGUGAUCACUGGCCUGAUAGACGAGUUCAAGUGUCUCCACAAACACAGAGAGCUCUUCACACUCUUCAUUGUCAUCUCUACCUUCCUCAUCUCCCUACUCUGUGUGACCAACGGUGGCAUCUAUGUUUUUACUUUGUUGGAUCACUAUGCUGCUGGAACCUCCAUCCUGUUCGGGGUGUUGAUUGAAGCUAUCGGCAUCUCCUGGCUCUACGGUGUGGAUCGCUUCAGCGAUGACAUCGAGGAGAUGAUCGGACAGAGGCCUGGACUCUACUGGAGAAUGUGCUGGAAGUUUGUCAGUCCCUGUUUCCUGCUGUUCAUGGUGGUGGUGAGCUUUGCCACGUUCAACCCUCCUAAGUACGACACCUAUGUGUUCCCGGUGUGGGCCAACGUGGUUGGCUGGUGCCUGGCCAUCUCCUCCAUGACCAUGGUGCCCCUCUACGCCAUCUACAAGUUAUGCUCACUGCAAGGCAGCUUCUGCGAUAGACUGGCAUAUGCCAUCACCCCAGAAACAGAACAUCACUUGGUAGAACGUGGUGAAGUACGGCAGUAUACGCUCCAUCACUGGCUUGUGGUUUGAGUCGCGCCAAUCAAAGGGAGGUAGACAGCACAGCAACCAAUCAGCAAGCUCACUGCUGGAAAAAUCUGUGGACGUGUCAACCAAGCUGUCAAGAAAUAAAUCCAUAGAAACUAGUCAUGUUUUCUCUCUUGUGAUUGGGUAUGUGGCUGUGCCGUGUGGUUGGCCGUCUGUCGCUCUCAAUCUAAACUCGAUAUCCAAUGACUGUUAAACAAUGUCUAUGUUGUUCCCCCAGUACUUGUGUGUGUGUUUGUUUUUUUUGUUUAUAUUUAAUUAUUUAAUGACCUCAGUGGUAGAUUGCAGCUGAGACAAAUUGAUUUCUGAGAUGUGCUUGAAAUGUCACUGGCAAAUCUGUUCCGCAAAAAAAUUAAUAAAAAAGACACAGCGCGCAAAUAGCA
Messenger RNA from Alosa alosa (allis shad), 2795 nucleotides. RefSeq names its product solute carrier family 6 member 3 (gene slc6a3). Gene Ontology annotation, biological process: dopamine uptake involved in synaptic transmission; sodium ion transmembrane transport. The coding region runs from base 517 to 2400 and encodes 627 amino acids. Gene Ontology annotation, cellular component: presynaptic membrane; neuronal cell body membrane; neuron projection. NCBI's taxonomy places the organism in Eukaryota, Metazoa, Chordata, Actinopteri, Clupeiformes, Clupeidae. The transcript is spliced from 15 exons. Gene Ontology annotation, molecular function: norepinephrine:sodium symporter activity; dopamine:sodium symporter activity. The record is from RefSeq and is a predicted model, not a curated record.